CAUCCAGCUUUCCUAUUAUUUUUAACGUUAGAAUGGGCAAAAAGAGAGACCUAAUGGAGUUUGAGCGUGGUAUGAUCGUCGGUGCCAGGCGCGCCGGAUCCAGUAUAUCACAAACGGCAGCACUCCUGGGCUUUUCACGCACGACAGUGUCUGUGGUUUACCGAGAAUGGCGCGACAAACAAAAAACAUCCAGUCAGCGACAGUCCAGUGGGCGUAAACAGCUCGUUGAUAAGAGAGGUCGAAGGAGAUUGGAAAGAAUAGUGCAAGCUAACAGACGGGCCACAAUUAGACAAAUAACGGCGCAGUACAACAGUGGUGUGCAGAACUGCAUCUCGGAAUGCACAACUCGUCGAUCCUUGUCACGGAUGGGCUAUUGCAGCAAACGGCGGGCAAAUGAGGAGUGGAAAAACACAGCCUGUGUAGAUAAGGUAAAGGAGGCAAUGGAAUACACUUUGCAUACGAAAAUUGUCCUGAACAACUGCAGACUCAAAUGAAGGAAAAUCGGUUGCUCUACAGAAGAAUUUGUCAAUCUGAAAUUCAGUUUGAUAAACGUAUUAAUCUCAGUUUCCAACCUCCCAAAACUUGGGAAACUCAAAAAUAAAUUGGAACUCAGUGACAACAGAAUCUCUGGUGGCCUUGAUGUGCUAGCAGAGAAACUCCCCAACCUCACACAUCUAAAUCUAAGUGGGAACAAACUGAAGGACAUCAGCACAUUGGAACCUUUGAAAACGCUGGACAGCCUGAAGUGUCUGGACCUGUUCAACUGUGAGGUGACCAACCUGAACGACUACAGGGAGAGUGUGUUGCUGCCUCAACUCACCUACCUGGAUCGGUACGACGUGAAGGACCGGGAGCGCCUGACGGAUGGGGACGAUGAAGACGAUGAGGGAGGAACGAAGGAUGAGGACGGAGAGGAGGAAGACUUUGACGAGGAGGAUGGCAGGCUCAGCGGAGAUGAAGAGGAGGUGACCUUGGUAUUUGAUGAUGACGACAACGACUCAAAUAACCCUUUCCCAUUUCUCCCAGAAGUUGAGGCUGUCCAAGGAGAGACGAGAAAGCAAGAGCCUGAUGACAAAAAUUAUGAGCAAAAAAUUAGAGCUAACGUUAAUAUCCUUCCUCUCCACCCUGACACCCACCCACACCCUGCCUACUCAAAGUCUCUCCCCCAGCUUUGAGCCCCUGUGUGGGGAAAGAUUACCGGACUGGUGGUUCAAGUGGAGCUGCCUGCACCCCAUGGAACCGAGAGCCGUUCUCAAGCAGCACACUACUCCGCAUUCCACAAUUUCACUGUCAACUCCCCCUUUAUGUAUACCUUUGAGGACAUUGGGACUGGUAUCUAGUUUUGGGUCAGUACUUUUAAUAUUUUGUUGGAUUAAUUAUGAAUUUUUGUUUUGUUUAUUUCUUCCCCUUCUAUUUUUUCCCCCCAGUAAAAUUAUUGCUAUAG
Messenger RNA from Coregonus clupeaformis (lake whitefish), 1444 nucleotides. Its product is annotated as acidic leucine-rich nuclear phosphoprotein 32 family member B. NCBI's taxonomy places the organism in Eukaryota, Metazoa, Chordata, Actinopteri, Salmoniformes, Salmonidae. Gene Ontology annotation, biological process: regulation of apoptotic process. Gene Ontology annotation, molecular function: histone binding. The record is from RefSeq and is a predicted model, not a curated record. Gene Ontology annotation, cellular component: nucleus.